AUGGCCAGUUCUCUUACCAUGUGUACUUUUGAGAGGCAGGAAGGACCUGGCACAGUCACCAGGAAACACAUCAAACUCCUCACAGAGAGCAACCUGAUCAUGCCCACUCUUUCAGACUUCCACAGCUGGUUGAUUGUACUCAUACACUCUGGACAAAGCCAAGAGAGACCAAAAGCUGUGGUGUCCAUAAAGCCUGAUAAUAAUGUGUUCAGAGCAGAGAGGGUCACUGUCAGGUGUGAUGUGCAGGGAGGAGGAGACACUGAGUGGACAUUCAGCUGGUAUAAGAAUAAUCUCACUGUUCACACAUCCAACACAUCUCCGGAGUAUAAAAUCAGCUAUAUAACAGAGUCUGACAGUGGUGAAUACACCUGCAGAGGAGAGAGGAGGAGAGACUCUGAGAGAUCAGAGAUCAGUGAUGCUGUUACUCUUACUGUAUCUGGUGAGUUUUGUGGUGUUUUUGAGGAACAUCAGGUGAUUCCAUUAAACAGGGCUUUUAUUAUAUAUAACAUAUCCUUAUAUUUCCAAUCAGCCAAGAUAGUGCUGAGUGUGUCUCCACAGAACUGUCUGACUGAAGGAGACUCAGUAACUCUAAGUUGUGAGGUCAGAAAUUCUUCUACAGGCUGGAACUUCAACUGGUACAAAUAUGAAUUCUAUCAGCGGUACACCUCAGAGAUCAGCAGAGGAACUGGAGGAACCUACUCAAUCAGCCCUGCUGCUCUUCGUCAAACAGGACUUUUCUGGUGCAGUGCAGAGAGAGGAGAACCAGCCUUUCACACAAAAAGCAGCAAUAUACAGCAUCUAUUGAUCACCGAUAGAGAUGUAAUUUUGGAGAGUCCUGUUCAUCCGACCUCGACUACAGAAGAGAUGAUCAUCCCUACUGUCUCAAAGUCAGAUGAAGGUCUCUACCACUGUAAAAUCCCAGAGAAAGGAAAGUGUCCACAGAGCUGGAUCUCCAUCAGAGGUUUGCUGCUGUAA
Messenger RNA from Astyanax mexicanus (Mexican tetra), 975 nucleotides. Its product is annotated as high affinity immunoglobulin gamma Fc receptor I-like. The coding region runs from base 1 to 975 and encodes 324 amino acids. Gene Ontology annotation, biological process: cell surface receptor signaling pathway. The record is from RefSeq and is a predicted model, not a curated record. The transcript has 5 exons. NCBI's taxonomy places the organism in Eukaryota, Metazoa, Chordata, Actinopteri, Characiformes, Acestrorhamphidae. Gene Ontology annotation, molecular function: transmembrane signaling receptor activity.